CACGAGAAAAGGAAAAAUAAAUCCUUUCCUCCUCCUCAUAUGGGCGUCCUUGUCCAGGCCCCUAACCUCGCCGGCGCUCGGCGCCCGACCGCCCGCGUCCUGCGGAGCGACCGCGGCGGGCGGUUCAAGGUCACCGCCGUGGCGUCCGCUGGCUCUGUGAAGGAGGAGGAGAAGGGGACCGGGAAGAAGGAGAAUAUAGUGAUUAGAGUCUUGGACCCUGUGCGGGAGAGGAGGCUGCCGCCGCCUCUGUUCUCGGCGCCAGAGACUACGGCAGAGUCCCUGGCGGCGAUUCGGCGUCCGGAAGAGGAUGGGGAAGAAAGGCGGAGGUACUACGUGAACAUGGGGUACGCCAUCCGGACGCUGCGGGAGGAGCUCCCUGACGUAUUCUGCGAGGAACCCAGCCUUGACAUUUACAGAGAAGAUAUUGUCUUCAAAGAUCCUCUCAGUAAAUUCGUGGGUAUUGAUAGCUAUAAAAGGAUAUUCUGGGCGCUGCGCUUUACCGGCCAGAUUUUCUUCAAGGCCUUGUGGAUUGACAUUGCUACUAUAUGGCAACCAGUCGACAAUGUAAUUAUGGUCCGGUGGAUUGUUCAUGGCAUCCCUAGAUUCGUAGAGGAUGGUCAUAGUCGCUUUGAUGGCACGUCAGAGUAUAAGUUGGAUAAGAAUGGUAAGAUUUACCAGCAUAAGGUGGACAAUGUUGCCACGAAUUCACGAAAGAAGUUCAAGAUUUUGCCUGUCGAAGAGCUCCUCAGAUCACUCGGGUGCCCAUCCACUCCAAAACCAACUUACUUCAAGAUAAUCUCACUCAUGCCGUUUUGGUUGGGAUGGACAUGGAUGAGACAAUAACUGUUGUCAGACCUUAUGCUGGCAAAUUGAGCGAAAUGCUGAUGUUUCCAACCCGAUACCCCCUAAGUUUGCCUUUCUGCUUUUCGGCUGUAUACCUACUUACCACUGAGCAGUGGCCUCGUUAUAACCGCUGUAUUUGUGUACAGCUGUAAGUUUUGAUUCAAAGAACACAGUUGUAGAUGUUCCUCCUUAUUUUGUUGUUGUUGAGGGAUAUAUGUUCCUCGUUUGAGAUACGGAAAGCUGUAUGGAAAGCUGUAUUUGACUUUGCGUGUUGACUUGACAGACCAGCAAGGAUAUAUGUUCAUGUGUUUGUGUCUU
Messenger RNA from Hordeum vulgare subsp. vulgare (domesticated barley), 1161 nucleotides. RefSeq lists its product as uncharacterized. The coding region runs from base 40 to 843 and encodes 267 amino acids. Lineage: Eukaryota; Viridiplantae; Streptophyta; Magnoliopsida; Poales; Poaceae. The record is from RefSeq and is a predicted model, not a curated record. The transcript is spliced from 2 exons.